AUGGAGAGUGUUUCACAUGCAAAUUCGGUGUCAUAUGGCGACAAUACCUUGAAGUAGAGAGUAUCACUCUCAAUAUCUUGCAGAAAUCUUAAAAAUCUAGAUGUUCUAAGUAAAUCAGACCCAAUGUGCGAGGUAUAUAUCAAAGACAGAAAGACAACGAACUGGACAUUGCUGGGUAAAACUGAGACAAUCAACAAUAAUCUAAAUCCCGAUUUUAGUAGUAUAAUAUACUGUGACUAUUUCUUCGAGAGAGAAUAGAACAUCAAAUUUGAUCUUUAUGACAUUGAUAAUCAAUAGCAUACGUCAAGAGACUUUAUUGGAAGCAAUGAAACCACUUUAGGAGGCAUUAUUGGCUCAAUGUAAUAAACUUAUGUUGCUGAUCUGAAAGAUAAUAAGUCUACUAGAUCUAGAGGAAAGAUAGUGGUGAGACUAGACAACGUGAAUACAACCAAUGACGAGGUAAGACUCAGAGUGAGUGCUAGGGUUCAAUCAAAUGCUGGAUGCUGUGGGACUUAGGAUAAUCCAUAUUACAUUAUAUCAAGAGCUAGAGAUGUCAACAAUCAUAAGGAUUUCGUUAGAGUAUACAAGUCAUCUGCGAUGUUAAAUUCUACUCAGCCGAUGUGGAACGUUUAAAAGAUUAAAUUAUCUCAAAUAUGCAAUGGCAUUAAUAAUCUUCCAAUCAAAUUUGAACUCUACUCUUAGAAUAUUUCUGGAACAGACUAGGCUUAUGGUGAAGGCAUUACUUCAAUUGAAUAGUUAUAAUCUGGAUAGAAAUCAGUUGAAAUUACUGAUAAAAAAAGGAAGAUAAAGGGCUCGUUAAAUAUAGAUAACUUUGUCAUCAGAGAAAUGCCGAACUUUAUGGAGUAUUUAAGAAGUGGGUGGGCUAUAAACAUGUCUUUUGCUAUAGAUUAUACUGCCUCGAAUGGAGAAAAAACAGACCCGAAUUCUUUACAUAAAUAGGAUCCUUCUGGAAGAAAUCUCAACUAAUAUGAAUAGGCGUUACUUUCUGUUGGAAAAGUAAUGGAACCUUACGCCCUUAACUAAAUGUUUGCCACUUUCGGUUUCGGUGGGAUUCCAAGAUUUACUGGUUCAAACUAAAUUUCUCACUGCUUCAAUUUGAAUGGUUCUGUAAGUCCACAAAUUUAAGGAUUGCAAAAUGUUUAUAUGGCAUAUAAAAGAACAAUACAUUAAAUAGGUUUAGCUGGUCCUACUCAUUUUUCAAGUGUUUUAUAAUCACUCUUAGUCUAUGUACAAUAAUGCUUGCAAUUCCAAAUGUAUCACUGUCUUAUGAUAAUUACAGAUGGUGAGAUUCAUGAUAUGCCAGCAACUAUUGAUUUAAUAGUUGAAUUAAGUCGAUUCCCGGUAAGCAUAAUUAUUAUCGGAGUGGGUAAUGAAGGAUUUGAGAAGAUGAACUUCUUAGAUUCGGAUAACUAAGCAUUAAGGAAUUCAAAGGGCUAAGUAGCUGCUAGAGAUAUAGUUUAAUUUGUUAGAUUCUAGGACUAUUCCACAAUGGAUGUUUCAAUGUUGGCCGAAGAAGUGCUUAAAGAAAUGCCAGAUCAAAUAGUAGGAUAUAUGAUGGAAAACGGAAUAAAACCUAAAAAACAGGAAUGGCUAAGUGUAGAUGCUGUCAUAUAAAAUCAAGGAGGCAUUGGAGGCAUUGUGUGA
This is a messenger RNA of Stylonychia lemnae, 1665 nucleotides long. The record is from the annotation of a GenBank genome assembly. NCBI's taxonomy places the organism in Eukaryota, Ciliophora, Spirotrichea, Sporadotrichida, Oxytrichidae.